AUGCCUCUAUCCCCCGACACGACAUCAGCUAUGCAGGAGCUGGCGCAACAAUACUCCCUGUCUGCUCGAGGCGCUCAGGGGGUAUUUGAUCGAGACAUUUGGGGGCCUCGCGAAGAAUCGAUGGGAAAUCCCUGGUCCCAAACGAACCCUGAAGGAACAAUCAUCCUCCGCCUGGCUGAGAAUAGCCUCAUGCACGAUGAGGUUUCAGCAUUUAUCAAACAGCAGAUGUCUGUUCUCCCCGUCAAUCACUUAACCUACAGCACUGGCCCCAGAGGAUCUCGUCGUCUUCGCUCUACGGUGGCGAAGUUCUUCGAGGAGGAAUUUGGGGCUCGUGAGCCCAUGAGCGUUGACAACAUUUCCAUUACGCCGGGCCUGGCCAGCGCAAUAGAUUCGUUGAGUUGGGCCAUAUGUGACGAAGGGGACGCAAUCCUCAUUCCACAACCGCUCUACAACGGUUUCAACUUCGACCUAUUGAAUCGUAGUAGUGUCCGGAUCGUCGGAGUACCGUACAGUGGAAUUAAGGGGUUUUCAGGACUUGACGACCUCUUCAACGCCGAAGUAAACAAGAUAGCGAUAGAAGCAGCACUUCAGAAAGCAUCUCGAGAUGGAGUCCGAGUCAAAGCCCUCCUGAUCUCCCACCCUCACAACCCUUUAGGGCGAUGCUACCCAGUCGAGACUUUGAUUGCAUUCGCCUCAAUCUGUAGUCAACAUGGUCUACACUUCAUUUCUGACGAAAUUUAUGGAAAGUCGGUCUUUCAAAACCCGGCAAUUCCGGACGCCACUCCCUUUGUGUCUACGUUAUCACUCGAUCUUCAAGGUAUCAUUGACCAAACCCGGCAUCAUGUACUAUAUGGUGCAAGUAAGGAUUUCUGCGCCAAUGGACUCCGUCUAGGAGUUGUGUGUACCCGAAAUAAGGGAAUCAUAGGAGCUAUAUCUAGCAUCAGCAUGUUCUCUUGGUCUCCACAUCUCAUUCAGGACAUGUGGGCGGCCAUGCUUGAAGACCGCAUAUGGCUCGAACGCUUCAUAGAGACCAAAUUAACGCUCAUGAGGGAGAAUUAUGAGAUAGCAACAUCAUUCUGUCAUGACCACGGCAUCCCCUUUUACGAAGCCAACACGGGCCUAUUCUUAUGGCUAGAUCUCCGGCAUCUGCUCCUAUCACACGCAACAUCCAAGGAGGAUGGGAAUAAUGUGUUAGCCACAAAGUCCCCUAAUUCGAAGGUGCUUCAAGAGCGCGAGACUGAAAUAAUAGAUCUGUGCCUAAAAAAAGGCGUUAUGAUAGCACCAGGUCAUGUUUACAUGCCGGAGGAGUAUGGUUGGUUUAGAAUGACUUUUACUGUGAAAAAGGAUGCAUUGCGAGAAGGUUUAGCUAGAUUGUGGAGGUCUUUGCAAGAAGCCGGUGCCUAG
Clonostachys solani is the source of this 1404-nucleotide messenger RNA. The record is from the annotation of a GenBank genome assembly. Lineage: Eukaryota; Fungi; Ascomycota; Sordariomycetes; Hypocreales; Bionectriaceae.